UUUCUCGAGUGAGAGAGAAAAAGGAGAACAGAGAAAGAGUUAAUCAAGAGUGAGAAAGAAACAAAGUUGAAGAGAGAGAGAGAGAGAUCGGAGAUGUGUAGUUUAACCAGUCCGGCCGGCGAAGUUAAUCAGAGCAAGAGAAGAUCGAAGAGGAUCAAGAAGAGGAAACAGAUGGAAUCAACUUCCAUGGACAAGUCUCCUUCGAAUCUCGAAACGUCUCGUAGGCAGAUCAGGAGGAAAACGAAAAGACCCAAGUUUCUGAGUCUCAAGCUCGAACUCGGCACCUCUCACGAGAUCGAAGAGAGUCGUGGAACCACAAAGAGCAAGAAGAAGAAGAAGAAGAAACAAAAACAGAGCAAGACUAAAGGAGUUGAUACGACAGCGUUUAAGGAGAAGAAGAGAGCGGAGACUGUGGGAGGAGAGAAAGAAGAAGAGCAUUACGACAACGUUGCAGCUUACCUCUUCAGCUCCGCCACCGACAGCUCAAUGUCCUCGAUCCAAGAUCUCCUCCCUUCCUCCGCCGUCCACGUGGAUUGCGGCGGAGGAAGGAAUCUGCCUCCGUACGACCGUCAAGAGCACGGCGGGUCGUCUUCUUCUUCGCUGUUAAAGACGGCGAUGAGGAAAGGAGCGAGCAAGGAAGAGGAGACGACGGAGGAGCGGUGGGUGAGUUAUUCGGAGGUUGUGGAGGAGGUGAUGAGCCGGAGCGGAACUCCACGGUGUUGCGGUGGAGAUGGAAAAGAUGGACGGCGUUCGCUGGCUCUGAAGCUUGAUUAUGAGCAGAUCAUGGAGGCUUGGUCGGAUAAAGGUACUCUUUAUGUCGACGGAGAGCCGCCGCAGACGGUUCCGGACUUGCAUGGUUCAGCUGAUGUGUUUAAUGGCGGCGGAGACUCGGGGAGUUUAUGGACGGUGCCUGAGAUGGAGACGACGGAGAGAUUAUGGAGAGGGCAUAGAGAAGCCAGCUUGCUCCGGUAUAAGGAGAAACGACAAAACCGUCUUUUCUCUAAGCGGAUUCGAUACGAAGUUCGUAAACUCAACGCUGAGAAACGUCCUCGUGUUAAGGGCCGGUUUGUGAAGAGAGACGAUUAGUAAAACCCACUAAGAACUGGUGGUUUAGACUUGUGGUUUGUGGACAUACUAGUCUAUUGAAAUAACCAAGAGGCGGAACCGGAGUAGACCGAGACAUGAAAGGUGUUGGUCUGUAUAGGGGUCUCGACCAGCUCGGUUAUGCAAAACUUUCGGUUUGUUUGCAGCUCUAUUAUUGAAAAAGUUAACUAAUUUGUACCAAAUCAUCUGAACAAAUAAUAAUAACGAAAGUGGAUAUCAACCACGCAUCAUAUUUCUUGUUUUA
Messenger RNA from Brassica rapa (field mustard), 1348 nucleotides. RefSeq lists its product as uncharacterized. The record is from RefSeq and is a predicted model, not a curated record. Gene Ontology annotation, cellular component: nucleus. Gene Ontology annotation, biological process: regulation of DNA-templated transcription. Gene Ontology annotation, molecular function: protein binding. NCBI's taxonomy places the organism in Eukaryota, Viridiplantae, Streptophyta, Magnoliopsida, Brassicales, Brassicaceae.